AUGUUUUCAAAGCUUCUCUGCAUAGCAUAUGCAUUGAAUGUCAGCGUCUGCGACACAGUCUCAACAAUUCUGUCUUUUGAGGUGUCGCAAUGGAUGAAAGAAGUCGUAGAAAACACGCAGUACUACAAAAAUGCGCCUGUAGAAUGCAUCCACAAUCAGACUACACCAACAGAACCGAAAACAACGGCAGAAGAAACGGCAACAGCUACAACAGCGCAGUCGCGACCAGUGGUGCCAGAAGCAGCUACAGAAGAAGAGGAAACGAAUACAAAGCCAGAACCGAAAACAACGGCAGAAGAAACGGCAACAGCUACAACACCGCAGUCGCGACCAGUGGUGCCAGAAGCAGCUACAGAAGAAGAGGAAACGAAUACAAAGCCAGAACCGAAAACAACGGCAGAAGAAACGGCAACAGCUACAACACCGCAGUCGCGACCAGUGGUGCCAGAAGCGGCUACAGAAGAAGAGGAAACGCAUCCAAAUACAAAGCCAACGCAGGAGUAA
Molecule: messenger RNA, 504 nt
Organism: Ostertagia ostertagi
Lineage: Eukaryota; Metazoa; Nematoda; Chromadorea; Rhabditida; Trichostrongylidae
Source: the annotation of a GenBank genome assembly